GUGCAAACGCGAUAAAUGAGUGCUCCUGAAGAAUCGCUAAACGGUCAGGAUCCUGAUUAUGUCACCGCGACCUCCGACGACCAAGCCCAGCAGAAGAUUUACGAAGAAAAUGCAAGAAACACUACCGCACAAAAGAUAACUGCAAUAGUGGAGAAGGAGUUCGCGCGGGAGAUUGAUUUGAAGGAGAAGGAAAUUUUACAGAUACAGGAGAGAAUACACAAAAGUCUGAAGGUCUUUCAUUUGUUGCGUUACAUCAUAAUCACUAAUUUUUACAACCGCAAACAGUGUCAAAUACCCCAAGCCGCGGAGACGAAGAAGCAGACGAGGAUUCAUCCUGCGAUUAAAACGUUGCUUGGAAAGAGUCCCAAGUCUUUUGGCUGCAUUGAUCCUGCGGUGCCGUCGACGUCGACCGAUCCUCGGUUUCUGUGCAAUGACGAGUCUUUUGCGUCGGGCGCAGGCGCUGCGGCGAGCGAUCCGCUUAAAAUCGAAGAGAAUGGGAACGAACGCGACGACGCGUCGCAAGGCGAGAAACGGAAGCCGUCGGACGAGAAGUCCCAGCCUCGUAAGGUACCUCGUUACGUGCCGCCGAAGAGCAGCGUGCCCGAGAAGGCGUGCCCGUCUCGCGGGAAUAGCCACAAGGUCCGCAAGCGCAUUAUCAUCGGCAACAUUUCCAAGUGGAUCCCGCCGGAUUGGCGAGAGGAUGCGUCCAGCCACAAGUGGACGAUGUACGUGCGCGGUGACAAAGAUGAGAAUGCCAACAUCGGCACUUUCGUCAGUAAGGUGAGGUUCUUCCUGCAUCCGAGUUACCGUCCGAACGACAUCGUUGAGGUCACGUCGUACCCGUUUCACCUGACCAGACGAGGAUGGGGCGAGUUUCCUCUCAGGGUGCAAUUGCAUUUCAAGAAUGCCUUGAACAAGCCCAUGGACAUAAUUCACCAUCUGAAACUAGACCGCACCUACACGGGACUGCAGACCCUGGGCUCGGAGACCGUGGUCGACGUGUGGAUUCGCGGGGCGGAACCCCGUCAUCCGGGGCAGAGUAACGACGAGCCCGUCGAGUCUUCCGUUAGUGACAUUUCUGUAAAGAUAGAACCGAACGACGGCAAUAGUUUCGAUGUUACUCACAAACGAUCCGCGGAAAUGUCGCGGCUUGCUGUCGACGCUUCCGCGAGAGCGCAAGUGAAAGCAGAAACAUCUGAUUCCGAGAUACGCGAACGACUGAAUUCAUCAAUGGAUUUAACGUUGGUAAACAAUUCAGAGAGCGUUGUAAUAAAAACUGAACCCGACGACGCGAUCGCUCGUUUAGCCAAUGGCAAACUCAACGAAACGAUACUCUGCUACAUCGAACAUGACCAUAACUACUUCAACUCCGCUCAUUGUACCGUGAGAGAAGGAAACACGACUGUGGAGCACUAUCCGGAAAACGACUGUACGGCACUCGCGGCGAAUUCGCCGACAGUCGAGAGUAACGAGAAAAACGAUGCAGCGGUUAGAUUUAAUGGCGAUAUCCAGUCUUCCAGCAACUACCAGCCUUUGGCAUCUUCAAACGUGACGACGGACGAUUCGCUAGUGAACACAUUCCAAGAAAACAAUAAUCCAAAGAGCCUACUUUCGCCCGACACGGUGAAAUCUUUACAAGCGAGAAACUCGAAUAAUUUCACGACUUCAGAAUCUACCCCGGCCAAAGAUGCAGUAACGGCGACCAAUGGUUUCUGCAAACGUGUCUCGCUCGAUGGUUUCAACAGCUCGCAAAAGUCUACUUCGGAAAUGUACAAUUCGCAUUUAAAGCCCCUGCACAUCUCCAUACCGCCGUCAAAUAUAUUCGCGUCCUCGACCAACAAGCAUGUGCUCCUGUUGAAGGAUAAGAAAUCAAUGCCAGUGGCUUUUACGAGUAUUCUCCCGACAAAAUUGAACGAAAACUCAAAAAUGCUCGCCGGCAACGUGAAAGUUUCCGUUCCGAGGGACGGUAGCAUCGCGAGACUAAACGUUCGCGUUCCUCAGGGUGUGAGCAUUCUAAAGAAGCCGCCCAACGUCAAGGCGAAUUCGCAGCCGGAAGACGCAGUUAACAACGACGGGAAGUCUGCUGUACUCAAGCUGAAAGGGGCUAAUAGUCUGUUGCUGAACGUCAGCGAGAACGUGCCGGUCCUGAAGAUAGCUGACUCGCGCGAUUCGCGAUACAAGUGCGGCCUCGCCGAGGCGGCGUGGAGCGACGCUCCGUCGACCGGCAACCAAGAGCCCGUGUCGUGCGCGAGAUUGGAGGAGAAGGCCGUGGUGCUGCGAACGAAGAUCACGCUGGGCAAGGACAAACUUAAGAUCCAGAGUAAGAAGGAUCUGUACGAAGCGGUGCUGCGGUCUAUCAACACCGUGAAUAUCACCGACACAGAGGGGCUGAUACGAUUUAUCAUACGCCGAUUGCCGAUCGUUACGCAAGACGUUCGCGAUCCCGAGUACAGACAGCUACAUCCGUACGCGUGUUUCAGCGAGGCGGAAUACCUGGCGUACAACGUCGGCAAGCAGCGAGCUAUGGAGUGGUACCGCGCCAAGACGAUCCGAAGUUUCCUGCGGAUGAAACCGAUCCCGAACGAUCAACUGUGGAGCAUCAAGGAGAUCAUACUGUGGGCGAGACUGCACGGUUACACACCGACUCGGAAUACUGUCGGCGUGCAGGAAACAGCCGGCACGAGCGAUACGAAGAAACUACCCGAUGCCACGACGUCCGCCGCGGUCUUGUCCACGUGUACGGAAUCGGUCGCGUUGCAAACGUGGCUGCAGACCUGCCAGCAAGGGCCUAAUCAACCGUCGUCGGAUAAUUACGUCGACGACGAGGAGAUCGACGUCGAGAGUGUUAAGGAGAGUCCGCGCAAAAUCGCAAUAGAUCGGAGAAAAAAUGACACUACCAAAAAUAGCAAUUAUUCAGCCGGUUCUACGCUAAUACCGAUUGAACUUGACGAAGAUCUGCUGCCGUUCCAUAAUUUCGUGUGCGACACCGCGCGAGAUAUCGGCGUCAAGAUCGGACCGGAGGAGAUUGUUCCUGGUGUUCUAUAUUGUGCAGCUAGUCGCGUAAUAAUGCGGGUUGUCGAAUGUUUCGUGGAGGAUCUCACUCGAUCGUCGCUGGCGAGAGCUCGGGAGAGAAACAGCGGAAAUGAAUGUCCUAAGGUUAUUACACUAAACGAUGUCCGUAACGCUCUCGCGAGUCGUGAAGAAUUUGACAUAUUCACAAAUGAAGGUUUGGGCUCGAAACAGGAUUUAAAUACAACGGAACUGUGACAACAAUCGCAAGCAAGCG
Molecule: messenger RNA, 3286 nt
Organism: Vollenhovia emeryi
Lineage: Eukaryota; Metazoa; Arthropoda; Insecta; Hymenoptera; Formicidae
Gene: D12
Product: YEATS domain-containing protein 2
Exons: 4
Coding region: 16-3267 (1083 amino acids)
Biological process (GO): regulation of transcription by RNA polymerase II; chromatin remodeling
Cellular component (GO): NuA4 histone acetyltransferase complex
Molecular function (GO): histone binding
Source: RefSeq, a predicted model, not a curated record